UCCUAUUCCCAUUUCCACAAUUUCCCCAGCCAUGUCACCCAACGCAACCUACGCAUCUACACACUCUCACCCUUCCCAUAUCGACAUCCCCCCAGCCUCAGGGCCCCCACAAGUCGCUGCGGACGACCUUGUUAUCACUCCCGAUGACGGCUAUACCCCGAGUGCGGCCAAGCCACCGCCUGCGAGAGGUAUAUUGAAGAACCCGUUGAGCGAUAGUAUUGGGCCUGAUGGCGAGCGUAUUGUUGGCGAGCACUUGCAGUGGGAUGAGGCGAAUAUUGCUUUGACAGAGGUCCAGAAGGAUUCUCUCAUGAAAAUCGAUGAACCAAAGACACCUUAUGUACGGUAUGAUGCCAUAAACGACCAAGUUCUUGCAAAUGACAGCGAUGUCCCUAGCUUUGACUUGGAAGACGACAAAGCACCUCGAUCACCUACUACCCCUCUAAGUCCUCGAAACAGUAUCGGUAUCAGCCCCGAUCAAGUUGCUCGAAACACACUUAUGAACUCUCAACCACCUCGUCGUCCAUCAUCAUCCACCUCUACUUCCUCGCGCUCUCCAUCCUUCUCCCUCCCUUCUAAAGAUCACCCCGUUCGACCGGGAUCAUCUUCCCCACGCACUUCAACGGGAUCGAUUCACAGUGCUAACGGCAGUGUCGGUGGUAUGGAGCUGGGGGCAACAGCAGCGAACACGGCAGCCAACAGCGGAGAAGUAUUUUCGGAUUCCGAAGAAGAAAUGGAUGAGGAGACGAAAGCGAGGCAUAAGGAAUUUGAGAAGAAGAGGAAUAGUCAUUAUUCCAAGGAGGCGGCGUUUGCUAUGAGGAAGGCAAAGGAGCUGCUUCAAAAGGAGGAGGAAGAAGAAGAGGACGAGGGGAAUGCGAAAGAAAAGAUGGAUCUGGAUGAGUAGGUGGGUUGAGCAGGUUGGAUGGGAGGUUGAUUUUCUUGUGAUUCAUUUUUCGCAUGACUUUUAUUAUUAUUAUUAUGACAAAGCGUUGUUCCAUACCAUAUAUCAUGACUGAUCUAUCCUUAUGUAACGGGUCUGUUCCUGUACUAUUGCAGUAAUCUCUCGAUUUGUCAAAGUAUCUAUGGAAGUGCAUUGGGGCGGCGGUGAAAGGUCGCUUGGUGGUGGUGGUCUUCAAACUGCUCUCAAGGCUGUAUGCAAAGACCAGAACAACAGAAAACAGACCAACAAAGGACGACCGGAGGAGAACGAAGAACGAAGUAAGGC
Cryptococcus deneoformans JEC21 is the source of this 1222-nucleotide messenger RNA. RefSeq lists its product as hypothetical. Gene Ontology annotation, biological process: regulation of signal transduction. Lineage: Eukaryota; Fungi; Basidiomycota; Tremellomycetes; Tremellales; Cryptococcaceae. Bases 32 to 901 code for a protein of 289 amino acids. Gene Ontology annotation, molecular function: protein phosphatase inhibitor activity. The transcript has 5 exons. The record is from RefSeq and is a predicted model, not a curated record.